Molecule: messenger RNA, 3380 nt
Organism: Cornus florida
Lineage: Eukaryota; Viridiplantae; Streptophyta; Magnoliopsida; Cornales; Cornaceae
Product: serine/threonine-protein kinase CTR1-like
Exons: 16
Coding region: 233-2860 (875 amino acids)
Biological process (GO): protein phosphorylation
Molecular function (GO): ATP binding; protein kinase activity
Source: RefSeq, a predicted model, not a curated record
UUAUUAAUUAAAGCGUCAAAAGUCGCAUAAAAUUACGAUUACGCCACCAACCAAAAGCAAAAACGGCAAGAAAAGAGGAGGAAGGCGCUCUAGAGUGAGAAUUUAGGAAGGAAGGAAGGAAGAAAUAUACAUUUUAUAGAGAGAGGAAGGAGCUCAACGAACCGUUGAAACGAAUCAAACCGACUUAUAACAAUGGCUAUGUUUCAAAAUUUGUGAAUUCAACUUAUUUUCCAUGGAGUUACCCGGUAGACGAUCGAAUUAUACUCUACUGAGUCAGAUUCCAGACGACCACCAGCAGCAGCCGAAGUUCUCCGCCGUAUCCGGCGGCGUGCCUUCGUACUACGAGUCUCUGUCCGGCGACAAGAACAAGGGAAAGAACGAUAGAGGCUUUGACUGGGACCUGACGGAUCAUCGGAUGAUUCAGCAGCAGAAUCGGAUCGGGUCGGCGGCGUUUCCGGUGUCGAUCGGGCUGCAGAGGCAGUCAAGCGGGAGUAGCUUCGGUGGGAGCUCGCUCUCGGGGGAUUAUUACGUCCCGUCGUUGUCGAUGGCGGCCAGCGAUCCUGACGGGUUCGGCCACUUGCACGAUGAUGUGUUCAAGAUUGGCGGUGGCAGUGGCGGUGGCGUAGGGGAAUUGAGGUUUAAGUCGGUGGAAGCAAGCGGCGGUGGCGACGGAGGGUCAUCGUCGUCCAAGAGUUGGGUGCAGCAGACGGAGGAGAGUUACCAGUUGCAGUUGGCUUUGGCUCUUCGGCUUUCUUCGCAAGGUACCUGUGCUGACGAUCCCAAUUUUUUGAAUCCGGUGCUGGAUGAAUCCACAUCAAGAUCAUUACCUCUGUCCGCUUCAGCAGAGGCUAUGUCACAUCGAUUUUGGGUGAAUGGCUGCCUUUCAUACUUCGACAAAGUUCCUGAUGGAUUUUAUUUAAUUCGUGGGAUGGAUCCAUUUGUAUGGACUAUAUGCACUGAUCUACAAGAGAGUGGCCGUAUUCCAUCAGUUGAAUCACUAAAGGCUGUUGAUCCUAGCACAAAUUCUUCAAUUGAAGUGAUUUUGAUUGAUCGGCAUAGUGAUCCUGGCUUAAGGGAACUACAGAACAGGAUUCGCAGCGUCUCCUCUGGUUGCAUCACCCCAAAAGAGGUUAUUGAUCAGCUUGCAAAGCUCGUCUGCAAUAGUAUGGGGGGUGCAGCUUCCACUGGAGAAGAUGACUUUGUUCCCAUCUGGAAGGAAUGCAGUAAUGAUCUUAAGGAUUGUUUGGGAUCUGUUGUGCUUCCAAUUGGUAACCUAUCUGUUGGCCUCUGCAGACAUCGUGCUUUGCUAUUCAAGGUGCUAGCUGACACAAUUGAUUUACCAUGUCGAAUUGCCAAGGGCUGCAAAUAUUGUACAAGAGAUGAUGCUUCUUCUUGUCUUGUUCGGUUUGGGCUUGACAGAGAGUAUCUAGUUGAUUUGAUUGGGAAGCCAGGAUGCUUAUGCGAGCCCAAUUCUUUGCUAAACGGUCCAUCUUCAAUCUCAAUUUCAUCACCAUUGCGCUUCCCACAGUUCAGACAAGUUGAACCUGCAAUUGAUUUUAGGUCACUGGCCAAACAGUAUUUUUCGGACUGCCAAUCACUCAAUAUUGUAUUUGAUGAUUCUUCCACAGGUACUGUUAUCGAUAAAGAUGCUGGAGACUCCAUGCAUCCUGAUUGGAAGGGCAAAGAUAGAAAUAACCUUGUGCCUGAUUCAAGCAACAGCGAUGAAAUUUCUCGUUUACUUUCGCAACAAAAAGUCGUCUGGCAAACUGCUCGUGAUAGAGAUUUACAGCAGUUCAAAUCACCUAAUCCUCAUAAUAUCAUAAACUCAAAAAACAUAGCCAAAGAUCCAGUCCCUCUAAAGCCGAUACCACCAGUCGUGCAUAGAGAUGUUCAACCACUAAUGGCCUUGUCUGAUACGAGGGUAGACACAGUUAGAGAUUCGAGGUUCAUUGAGGGAGUUCAACUGGUUCCAAGUAAACCAAGUAGAGAAGUUGCCCUUGACGUGGAAGAAUUUGACAUUCCAUGGAGUGAUCUUGUUCUGAAGGAGAGAAUUGGUGCCGGUUCUUUCGGUACUGUCCAUCGUGCUGAAUGGAAUGGUUCGGAUGUUGCUGUGAAGAUUCUCAUGGAACAAGACUUUCACGCAGAGCGAUUCACAGAAUUUUUGAGGGAGGUUGCAAUAAUGAAACGCCUGCGGCAUCCAAAUAUCGUUCUUUUUAUGGGUGCUGUUACUCAGCGACCAAACUUGUCCAUAGUAACAGAAUAUUUAUCAAGAGGGAGUUUGUAUAGACUUUUGCAUAAACCUGGUGCAAGGGAAGUGUUGGACGAGAGGCGUCGUUUAAGUAUGGCCUAUGAUGUUGCAAAAGGAAUGAAUUAUCUUCACAAACGCAAUCCUCCUAUUGUUCAUCGAGAUCUGAAAUCACCAAAUCUUCUAGUUGACAAAAAAUAUACAGUGAAGGUUUGUGAUUUUGGUCUUUCCCGUCUAAAAGCAAACACGUUUCUUUCAUCAAAGUCUGCAGCAGGAACUCCUGAAUGGAUGGCACCGGAAGUUCUCCGUGAUGAACCAUCAAAUGAGAAGUCCGAUGUAUACAGCUUUGGUGUGAUUUUAUGGGAACUGGCAACACUGCAACAACCCUGGGGAAACUUGAAUCCAGCACAGGUGGUAGCAGCUGUUGGUUUUAAGUGCAAAAGACUUGAGAUUCCACGGGACUUAAAUCCUGAAGUAGCUGCCAUGAUCGAGGCAUGCUGGGCCAAUGAGCCCUGGAAACGUCCUUCUUUUGACAGUAUCAUGAAAUCCUUAAAGCCAUUAAUUAAACCUCCCACCCCUCAACCAGUUCAUGCAAACAUGCCACAACUCCCGUGAGAUGGUGCAGAACACUUGGAAAGUUUUUGUUGUGCAUAUAUAUAACAUUCUUUUCAUGUUUCUGAUUUUUGGCGGAGAACGCUGCUCAUAUAACUCAGGAUUAUUGUUGUACAUAUCUGUUCAAAUUGCCUCUCAGGAUGUAGGAAUAAUUAUUUUUUCUGCGAUCCAAGAAGCUGCCGUAGCCCCUACAGAAUAUCAAUAUCUGCAUUUCCUACUGCGUUUUCCUGUGAAAUAUUGCGUUGUCAAUUGAUCUUCUCAAAAGACAGCAUGGAGAUUUUGUGCAUUCUGUUCACAGUAUUUUUGUAUGUAUGCGUUAGUAUAACUGGAACCAGCUUCACAUGGAUCAACUCUAGUGGCAUUUUAGACUUCGCAUUGUAUUAAUCAUUUGAAAGGUAAUUUGUGUUCUCUGAAAUUGUUGCAUAAAACUCUUUUAAGGUUAGAUGAGGUAGAUAAAGGAAUUUUCAUUAAUAUGUGUACCUAUUACUUUUCAGUCAAUGCAACAGUGAAGCUGUGUUGCUAA